AUGGUACCUUCCUUGAAGAAAUGCAGUCCUUUGUCCGAAGUGCCGAAUACAGAGGCCCACGUACUGAUGGGCGGUUUUAAUGCGGAUGGCGGAGUAGACGCUGAAAAGUGGAACGGCGUGAUUGGGAAAAACGGCCCUAGCGACCUCAAAAAUAACAUGAUAAUGUUGCAGUUUCCAGUAAACAACGGACAGUCGAAUAUGAUCACCUUCUUCGAUCGUCGAAAAGUGCAUCUGUAUACCUGGUACAGGAAAGUUUGUUCACAGAAGUCGAUGAACGAUUUGACAAUCUUAUACUAA
Molecule: messenger RNA, 297 nt
Organism: Soboliphyme baturini
Lineage: Eukaryota; Metazoa; Nematoda; Enoplea; Dioctophymatida; Soboliphymatidae
Source: the annotation of a GenBank genome assembly